CUCUCCUUUUAAGAUGCCCUCAAAUAAUCUCUUCUCCCUCCCCGCCGCCCCCCUCCUCCUCACAACAGCCCUCCUCUUCUCCUCCCUUGCCGCCGCCAUCCCCUUCCCCCAGCGACUAGACGACAUGACUUUCCGGCCCCGCUCAUCCGUCGAAGUCGCUCCGCGCUGGAUAUCCGAGCCCAGCGGUCACGUCGGGACGAGCGUUCUAGGUCCUCCGCACGGCAGCACCAAACCACUCAAAUCUCGAGCAGAAUGGCCGGUCGUCGAAGAAGCUACUACUACUUUUGACCCGAUAGAAAAGCAGAGGACCCAGAAGCGCAGCAGCGCCGGGGAGCCCGAGCCCCCCGAGAAUUCGCUGAGGGGCGAUACGAAGGUGUAUUCGGGCAGUUAUUGGUAGCGGACCCCGUACUAUCUGUGAUUGUCUUCUUUCCUUUGUUGUACUGUUUGUUGGGUCAGAGUAUUCGGCGUUUGGACAAAAUUAAAAAUUGGGCUUUCUAGAAGGACUCUUAGGUUGGCGUUCGGGUAUUGGGGAAAUCAAUA
Amorphotheca resinae ATCC 22711 is the source of this 540-nucleotide messenger RNA. RefSeq lists its product as hypothetical. Bases 14 to 397 code for a protein of 127 amino acids. NCBI's taxonomy places the organism in Eukaryota, Fungi, Ascomycota, Leotiomycetes, Helotiales, Amorphothecaceae. The transcript has a single exon. The record is from RefSeq and is a predicted model, not a curated record.